Armigeres subalbatus is the source of this 2474-nucleotide messenger RNA. It is a transcript of the gene speck, whose product is annotated as arylalkylamine N-acetyltransferase 1. Gene Ontology annotation, molecular function: N-acetyltransferase activity. Bases 1208 to 2083 code for a protein of 291 amino acids. Lineage: Eukaryota; Metazoa; Arthropoda; Insecta; Diptera; Culicidae. The transcript has 6 exons. The record is from RefSeq and is a predicted model, not a curated record.
GGCCUAACAGGGAAGACGACAUUUCCCCCUAUCCCGUCGAGUGCGCCGAGAAUUGCUAUAGUUGCAUACCUAGUUAAAUGCUAUCGAAUGCGACGUAGACAUAUUCGAGUUGGAAAAUUCGUGUGAUGCUGGCGAGAAAAGCGCGCGCGUUUGAUUGAAAGAAAAAAAGGAAAAAAAGAAAAUGAACAUGCCUUACACUCAUGUCAGUUGUUUUGAAGAGCUGCAUACUGCCUUAUCUAAAUUUGAAUGAGAAAAACCGAAGAGACGAAGUUCUAUGUGUAUAAAGUACUACAGCAUAUAUUUCCCGUUUCUUUUAGAACUUUAUUCCAAGAGUCACCCUGAUGGGCUUUAAAGGCAAACAGUGAUCCCUGGGCCACCCAACGUAGUGCGCCAAGAUGCUCAAGUCGAAGAAGGUGGCGAAGGUGGAUGCACAGGUGUGAGUGGCGCGAAAGAUAAACGACAAAUGAUAAGGAAGAUAGCAAGAUUUUCCUGUGUAUUUUUUGUGUACUACUCGUAAACGAAAGAAGCCAACUCGGUGGAUUUGAUUUCCCGAAGCUACAUUGCUAGGAACGUGAUGGCCGUGGAUCCUCGUCGACUAUCUUGCUACUAUCAGUACGUGGUUUACCGUUGAUGCGUCGCGUCGUAGCAGAGAAUGAAGGAUGCUCUCGUUAUAUUUUGACUAAUGUAUGUUGCAAGAUUGAUACGAGAAAAAACCAAAUGUGAUUUCGUCGUUUUGUGGGAAAUGUGAUACUGAUGUUCAGUCAAGUGCUCGUCUCGAAUCGGAGAAAGGAAAAUAAAAUAACAAAAAAAAGUCACGUAUAGCGGUGGUUCGUGAAGAUUUAGGAUUAUCUCAAGUGGCGGCGCCUGGUAUUUCACGGUGUUGAGAAGAUUAUUUAUUAGUCAACGGCAGAUUAACGAGCGGCGGAGGAACAACGGUAAAACGAGACGAUCAGAAAAUCAUAAGCUCGUAAACUGACUGUAUGCAUUUACUCAUCUGUGCUCACGAAAGGUGGUCCACCAGUGUGUAAUAUCCUCGCUGAAUCGCAAAAGAACAUCAAAUCAUUUACAAUCCGUCCGUUAAAAAUCAUAAUCGUGUUGAUUUGUUUGUUUUUCCCGCCCCAAAAACGAUUCACGUGACAAUUUCAUCGGCUGUUCAUAAAAUACCUUUUUGUGUUGCAUAAAUCGAUUUUCAUCACUAGCAUCCACAAUGAAAACAAUGGAGAUCGAAAUUCAGAAUCACAUUUCGCGCCUGGGCAAAUUCACUGUCACGAAAAGUGAAAAUGAUCGCCUUCUGGAUGAAGCGUGCACUAUGCUAUCAGAGCUGCUGCCACCGUUGGGUCGUAUGGCUUCGAAGAUGUCGACCGCUAGUAGCAAUGCCGAAGGGACAACCGUCAAGCCUAACUCUGCUCCAGCACCCGCCUCACCAUCCGAAGAGGUUGACACGAACAUUUCGAUUGAGUUAAUUACCGAAGACGACGCCGAGGCAGUCCUGAAAUUGCUGAAAAAGUUUUUCUUCAAGGAUGAACCGUUGAACACAUUCGUCAACUUAGGAGAAUGCAAAGAACUGGAGAAAUAUUCUACCAAGAACAUCCACGAACAUUGCUCAUACAAGGCCGUAAAUGGGCGAGGUGAAAUUGUUGGAGUAAACAUCAAUGGAUUAAUUCAUAAGCCGCAAGCAACCGAUGAGCCUCCCGCAAAACUAGCCGAUGGUUGCCAGCACCCCAAGUUUAAGAAGAUUAUGGCUCUGAUGGACUACGUAGAUGAACAAUUCAACAUAUUCGAUUUGUAUCCCGAUGUCGAUCAAAUGUUGGAUAUAAAAAUCAUGUCGGUGGAUAACCGCUACCGUGGCUUGGGAAUUGCCGGAAAGCUCACUGACCGCACUAUGCAGUACGUCAAGGAUAACAAUAUCAAACUGAUCCACGUUUUAUGCAGUAGCCAUUUUUCCGCACGGGUGAUGGAAAAGAUGAGCUUCGAAGAAGUUUACAAACUACCGUAUAGUGAUUACCUAGUCAACGGAGAGCAGAUAUUCGAUCCGGAGAAGCCACACUCCGCUAUUCGAAUCUUAACUAAAAGACUGGCCUGAAGUAGUCGAUCGGAGCGUGACUACUAGGAACAGAACGAUUGAUGAUAUUUGCUGAAGUCAGUUCAUGUAAUUUCAUGAUUUUAUGUCCCGUACUGCACAAUUUUUGGUCCGAUGUAAGAAGUAGCAUUAGUUAGUAGUUAUAAUAGCUAAGCUUUUAGGCAUUGUCAAUUAACGUUGUUUGACAAACAUAUUCCUUAUUUUGAAAAGUGGAAAAGCACGCAAUCUUUGAAAGAUUUUAGUGAUAUUUUGAAAUACAGUGCAAAUACUGUGUCGCACCAUUGACAUUGUAUAUCCGUACUAUUGCAAUAAAAGAUUGUUUGACAUUUAAUUAAAUUAUACUUCGAUGUAAGCACAAAUAAUUUAUGUGAAAUAAAUGUAACAAAAUGUUUCA